Dermacentor silvarum is the source of this 14386-nucleotide messenger RNA. It is a transcript of the gene Ask1, whose product is annotated as mitogen-activated protein kinase kinase kinase 15-like. The record is from RefSeq and is a predicted model, not a curated record. Gene Ontology annotation, molecular function: ATP binding; protein binding; protein kinase activity. The coding region runs from base 320 to 4315 and encodes 1331 amino acids. NCBI's taxonomy places the organism in Eukaryota, Metazoa, Arthropoda, Arachnida, Ixodida, Ixodidae. Gene Ontology annotation, biological process: MAPK cascade; protein phosphorylation. The transcript is spliced from 38 exons.
GCGAUGGUCGUCGGGAUUCCCAUGAAAUUCUCAUGCUCAAAAGGUUGUGGCCAAAUACGUACAUAAUUGGAGAUUUUUACAUGCUAAUUAAUAAAAAAAAGUGGGGGGACCAUGUAGCAAGCAAGAAAUGGCUGAAAUAAAUGUGAAAAAGAAGAAAACUGAGUAAUGAUGGCGUAUCAUCAUAGCUGCAUGUGCACCCUUCUUAUCACUUAUAUAUUAUAAGCCACAUUACUUUAUCGUUUAUAAACUUGCCAUUACAAGAAAAGCCCUGUGCCGGAGCUCGGAUGAAGUUCCUCCAGCCAAGCUGAGCUGCUCGGCCAUGAGCGAAGUGGAUGCCCGUUCGUGCUGCAGUGUUGCCAGCGCUGGCUGUCAUCCCCGGAGCAAGAUGGACGUGGUCUGUGUCAUUGACCUGAUCACUGGUUCGGGCGCAGCGGGUGGCCGCUUGGCACAGCGCAAGGCAGCAUACGAGGAGAUCAAAAAGGCAUCCAACUGUGUUGGGGCCACGUUGCAUGAGCUGCCCUUCAAGAAGCUUGACUUUGGGGAGACUAAGGUGCUCGAUCUUUUCUACAAUGCGGACGUGGCCAUCGUUGACGUCUCCAUCCAGGACCAGCGCAAUCCUCUCUUUUACCAUCUGGGUGUGCGAGAAAGCUUUGGCAUGAAGCAGAACAUGAUCCUCUACAAUGACCACACUCCCGGAGAGGCAUACUCCAUAAAGAUUGCCUGUGCAAGCUACCCACUGACGACUUACAAGGUGAACGAUGCUGGUGUCUGCGUCGUCACUGAAACACCUGGGAUGGCCAUUGUUUCUGAGGAAACAGUGGAAUCCAAGCAGACCCUCCAUGCCAAGCUGAAAAAGUUCCUCCAAGACAUCGAAGUACAAACCAAAGCCCACAUGAAAGAAAAGUUCCUUGCUGACCUGCGGAAAGCACGCGAGAACUACACCGGUGAAGAACUAGCCAAGAUGUUACGGAAUUUCAGGAAACGACUUGACGACCCCAACAUCAUAUCCGGUGACGUUGUACUGAGCAUGCUCAUAUCCUUCAGAGACAUUCAGGAUUACGACGCAAUGGUAAAGCUGAUGGAUGACCUACAGACAGUGCCAAACAUGAAGUUUACAUCAACACCAGCCAUCCAGCAUUCUUAUGCAUUUGCCUUAAAUAGGCGCAACUUGCCGGGCGACCGUGAGCGUGCCCUGGAGGUGAUGACGUCUGCCCUGCAGAAGAAAGAGAACCAGGUGCCCGACAUCCUGUGCCUCUGCGGCCGCAUCUACAAGGACAAGUUUGUCGAGUCGGACUACACGGACCAGGAGAGCUUGAAAAACGCCAUCCACUGGUACCGCAAGGGAUUCGAGGUCCAACCUAAUGAGUACGCCGGUGUGAACCUGGCCACGCUGCUAGUGAUCGACGGGCAUGAGCUGUCUAAAUCGACUGAGCUGCAGCAGAUCAGCCUGCGCCUCAACAACCUCAUAGGGCUGAAGGGCUCACUGGACAACCUGGAGGACUAUUGGGAUGUGGCCACCUUCUUUGAGAUCAGCGUCCUGGCCGAGAACUACACCAAAGCCAUCCAGGCUGCCGAGUGCAUGUUCAAGCUGAAGCCACCCGACUGGUAUUUGAAGUCAACGUUCGGCAACAUCAAGCUCAUCAGCCGGUUCCGGAAAAGGCCCGAGGACGUUGAAUGCAGUGCUGAAGAGCAGGUGUUUGACUUUUGGGUGGAUUUCUUCGUCACCGCUUAUUCAUCCGACCUGGAGAACACCAUACGGUUUCCUAUUCUGAUAUUGGAACCGACUAAAGUGCUGAUGCCGAGCUACGUGACAGUCAACAUGGGGGCUGAAGAGAAGUCCCUUGAGAUCCGAAACCUCUGCAUUGACACGCUCAGGGGGAAUUGCCGCAGAAUUCACGAGUGGCUCUUCAACGCUUCCUCCAUCCGUAGUAUUAGCCAAUACAAGCGUGACGAGCGGUGCCUGUUCCUGUAUGUGCACCAGAACUCGGACGACUUCCAGAUGUAUUUCCCAACAGCAGCACUCAAGAACCGCUUCUACGACCUCGUCCUGGCCAUGACAGCAAACCAGGAAGGAGUGGUCAUGGAUAUUGACCUCGAUGAUGGGUCAGGCUGCAUUCAGUUCGAGUAUGAGACAGACGACCAGGGUCGACGCAUCGUCCUUGGCAAGGGCACAUACGGCGUGGUGUACGCAGCGCGUGACCUGACCACCCAGGUGAAGAUUGCCAUCAAAGAGAUCCCAGAGGAGAACUUGGGCGAAGUGCAGCCCUUGCAUGAAGAGAUCAAGCUGCACGCCCAGUUGCACCACCGAAAGAUAGUCCGCUACUACGGCUCCAUCAGCGAGGGUGGAUUUGUCAAGAUCUGCAUGGAGCGUGUGCCUGGAGGGAGCCUGUCACAGCUACUGCGGUCCAAGUGGGGUCCUUUGAACAACAACGAGCCGGCCAUUGCCUUCUACACCAAACAGAUCUUGGAAGGACUCAAGUACCUGCAUGACCAGCGGAUAGUGCACCGUGACAUCAAAGGUGACAACGUGCUUGUGAACACAUACAGCGGUGGCAUCAAGAUUACUGACUUCGGCACCUCGAAGCGCCUUGCUGGGAUGAACAUGGUCACAGGCACAUUCACAGGGACCUUCCAGUACAUGGCACCUGAAGUGAUCGACAAUGGCCAGAGGGGUUACGGGGCACCGGCUGACAUCUGGUCUCUGGGCUGCACGGUCGUGGAGAUGGCCACUGGCAAGACGCCCUUCAUUGAGCUUGGCACGCCACAGGCAGCCAUGUUUAAAGUGGGCUGUUUCAAGAUUCACCCUGAGAUCCCGGCGUCCUUGUCAGAGAAAGCCCAGAAGUUCAUAAAGAGGUGCUUUGAACCUGAUCCCGCCAAGCGAGCCACUGCUGCUGAACUUUUGGAAGACCCUUUCAUAACAGAUGGCGGGAGGAAAAAGAAAGCGCGGCCUGCCGCACCUGACUUCAGCCGAAGCAUAUCAGUUCCGGCCGAUCGAGUGCACAAGAUGGACAAGCCGGAACGGAUGUCUCGGUUUGCCAGCACUGGGGAGGAUGGAGAUGAGGAACUGCUCGAGUUAAACUCGGACAAAGGCUACAGUUCCUGCGAGGCUAGCCCGACCACCUUAGGCCAGGCAAAGAGGGUGCUCCCGAGGAUUCCCCGACCCGAGCGAUUUGACCUGUCCCAGAGGACGUCCUUUCUUCUUAGCUCCGCAACGGCCACAAGUCCGACGGACGCGAUCCCACGGUCACCCUCAACAUUUUCCUUUGGCUCUGAAACGUCGGAGGGCGGCAUGCGACGCUGCAGCUCUGGCCUCCUGAGCCCACCCGUGGACGGUUCGUCCGUGGACCAGGAGUCGGGCGGCUUCUACCUCCUCAAAAAGGAUUCGCAGCGACGGCAGACCAUUCUGCGCGUGCUCGAAGAAGACGGCAGCACGAUCUGUGACAUAUGGAUGAACAAGCUGCAGCAGGACAGUGGUGAUGACCUGGUCAUUACAAAGGAGCAACUUCUAGCCCUCAUUGAUGGCUUCAAGAACUACAUCCCAGAGCAGAAUAAGACUGGCCUCCAGCACAUUAUUGGAAAGUUGAAGCAAGAAGUCAACCACGACCACAAGGCCCUCAACCAGCUCGCAGUAGCCUUGUACCUUUUCCAGAGUGCAGUGAAUGAAGUGCUCCGGAACCAGAGUAUCAAACCACAUUGGAUGUUCGCCUUGGACGCUCUUGUCAUGAACGCGGCUCAAAUGGCCAGUGAAAUCCUGUCUUGUGGUCAGGAAGACCAAGAGGACAACGACAUCGAGGAUGCUGAGUCCACCUCAGGCGUGUCUACCAUCAACUCCAGCAAGUCCCGCAGUGUGGCUGCACAAAAGCAGCUGGCCCUCGGCCUCCCUUCGGAGGAGACCCAACGAGUCAUCGAUGCCAUCCAGAUGAGUGAGCAGCUGUACCAGGACUUGCUCAGAAAACUUCUGGACAGUCGCUCACAACAGCGAAGCUUUGUGGAGGGCUGCCUAAACCAGAACAGGUUCGUGCACCCGGGUAGCAGAGAGUCGAGCGUGACGAUAUCAGGUCCAUCGUCAUCCGUUCCUUCCGCCUCAGCUGGUGUCCAUAGGCCUGAUGUUCCUCGUGAUGAAGAUCUGAUGCACUGGCUACAAGACCUUGGCAUGGACACAGAGUGCAUGGAAAGGUUCGCCAGAGAACAGUUCACAAAAGAAGAUGUCCUGCAUUUGAUGACGAGAGAUGAUCUGCGAAGGCUUGGGCUCCGGCUAGGUCCCGAGCUUCGCAUUUGGAAAGCGAUACAGCAGCACCGGGAAGGUUUGUCCUGAGGAUAGACCGGUCUAGGAAACAUGGAUACUGCGUGAGAGCUUCUGGCAAAACACCCCAGUGCUGGUGAUGCGCCAACAAUGUCAGCGUGGCCAGCCAGGGCUAGGAGCCAGAAAAUGGCAAAUACGUCCACGGGGAGCGAUGGGUGUCGCGAUAGUGGGGCUGUGUAUUGCAGCAGCUGCCUUCCAACAAGCAAGCUACCUGAGUUCCGGUGGUUACAGCCUGUAGCCUUGGUACGAAAAUUUCCAGUGAGAAACCUGGCGCUAGUGGUGCAAGAACAGCAAGUAUAGGUGUUCAUUCAGAAUGGGAAUGACGAGCAUGUAGAUUUCUCUUCUUAACUGCACAGGUUUCGCAUGCCCUUGCGGUUUCUUGCGCCAACUCUCCUGAAGCCGAUAUUUGCCAUUACCUGAUAGGCUGCGCUGAUAUGAUCUAUAUAUUUACUCAUGUGAGGCUCGCUCACAUUUUUCUCAAUGAGAGUGGUUGGUUCUUUUGUAGGUCGGGUUUAUGGCCAUCUUCUGACAGAGUGUACUGCGCUACCACUGCUGUGAGGCAUUGUAAUUGAAAUUUAGCAUUUGCAAAACUUGGUGGCCUAGGAAGGAUGCAAGAGAUUGUAUACCUGCUGUGCCAUGUUGGACAUGGUAACGACACGAGCAGCAUUCAAGAACUGUUGUGCUCGUAUCAGUGCUGGCUUAGUCAUGUUAAGCAAGUGACGAGGCAAGUCGAGUCAGUCCACGUCAGUUGACUUUUUUGAACCCACCCCCGGUGUGCACAUAAACGUAGUCAAUUCAGAGAGUUGGGCCAUCACUGGCAAAGCUGAACUGUUCUUUGCAUUUGUACAAAAACACACAUGCUCAAGCACGCACACGAGAACGUGGUUUGGCAGACCACACAGUCAAAAGCUUGGUAUUGCUUCAAAGAAGACCUUUCGUCUCAUUUCUUUCUAUCGUUCUUUUAUGAGCAAAUUAAUAUGAAGCACUGGAAUGCAAUGGCAGAUGUACAGUGCCUUCUUAAACUGAUAGCUAUCAAAAUCUCUUCAGUGUGUCUUCAAGUUGGCUUUCUAGCAUAGCUGUAGUGCUGGAAACUACAUUGGUCAUUGUCAUAGCCUAGUCUGGGGUGUGAAGGAUGCAUUGGCAAGUCCUCGCAAAGUUCAAGAGCUGCACACAUGCGUCAAAUGUUAGAAUGAAUAAUCUGAGGGCAUCGUCGUCAUUUGAGCAAAUGUGCUUAUCAUCCCUCAUUUCUUUGGGCAGUGAGGCAUCACAGGAAAACCAACUUAUUGUCUUGUGAAGGGCAACAUUCAGCUGACUUCUGCUAGCAUUUUAUAAACGUAGUCGCCCCGGUCUUCUUCCUGGACUUACACAGGCACAAGAAGCAAGGUCGAUCAUUCAGAUUUGUCAACGGGGAUAAUGCAUUAUACUUAUAGUAGCACUUAUGAGGCACUACGCUGCACAUAGGCUAAUGCAUUGGGCCAGUACCUAAAUUAUGAGUUAGCCUCGGGCAAUCGCAUGAGAGCUCAAACUGAAAGCUCAUGAACAGUGGGCAUUUCGCUUUCACCAUAUCUCAUUUUUAAUGAUAGCUUGAAUGCAAACAUGAUACAUGUAAAAAAGGUUUCUUUUCUCAGCAUAUUUUUCUAAUUUUUCUUCAUGCACUGUGUCCUUUGUCGUACGUCUCAAAGUGAAUGACCUCCAAGUUCUUCAUGGUAAACUUUCGUACCAGCAACCUGGCUUUCAUAAUUUUCAUAAUCCAGUCUUGAAGCACCAGCCUCACUGCUUUUCUCUAGUGAUCCAAUGAUGCUUAAGAUGACAUGCUGGCCGGCCACUUGCAGCAUCUGUGCUUGAAGACCUACAAAUUAAUGGUCAUGGCUGCUAUGUGGCUCCUAAUAGAAUACGUUUAUUUUUUCUAAAUGUCCUUUUUCUUUUCCUGGCAUAAUUUGUCUCUGAGCAUACUGUGGUUCCUAAAGUAAAUCCAUACAUAGAAAGCCAGUCAACGCUGUGCAGAAGUCAUAACACUAGAACAGUCUUAUGUUUAAGGCUUCCAGGUUGAUGUCAGUCACAGUAUUAUGGUCAAUGAAAAACAGUGGUGUUGCUCAAGAGAAAAUGGGUGCUGAUGAUAGGUUUCUUUAAAGACCGUUGAAGCCAGAGGUUCAGCCCAACACCUACUAACAGGGCAUGUGACACGGGACAAGAAAUUAGAAAAUAUGUUCCUGAUCAACCCUGUUUAGAACUGAGAAUUGGGUAAUCGACCCUAUCUCUCGUUUUAGAUGUGAUAAGAACCUUUGCAAAGAAUGCAGCUUCACAGUGAUACCCGUUGCAUUGCGGUGAGGGGGAGGUGCUGGUGUGUCUUGGGGUGGCGGGGGGGGGGGGGGGGGGGGGCAAGUGCUCCUUUUGCACCCCCCUGCUGACGCCCAUGCAGUGAUAUGACGCCUUUCAAUUAUGAAUCUUGAAUAGAUGGUAGCGGCAGUUGCUGCAGACUUCUGUGAACUACCUUAAAAACCCAUUGAGCUGGAUGAUGUCAUGAAUCCACCAUGUGUAGGGUAAAACGGCACAAAGGCGGAAUGCAGCAGGACUCUGAAUUGCAUUCCGUCAAGUCGAGGCUUCAAUUAUGGGAGCUCGUCCUGAAAUGUUAUUUUUCAUUCUUUUCACCACUUGUCAUUGACUUGUAUUCCCCUUUUGUCAUUACAAUCAGUCACUCAGCGCAACGGAUUAAAAAAAAUGAAAAAUAUGAAAUUUGUUGCAAAAGGCAACUUGUGACCACACAAUGGCUGCGGCUGCAUGCACUAUUUUCUGGCACAAGUUUGGGACAAGCAGUCUUGUGCAUCUUUCACAACCUUUAGAGGUCAACAGCAACGAAAUUUUGCAACUAGUUUCAGACAGUGUAGAAGUAAACUAGACUGCCUGCAAAAUUUUACAUUUGAAAUACUAGUGGUUGCCUCAUCGAAAGCUCACAAGAAUAGACAAUGUUAUACCAAAACUCUUUCCCCACCAAAUAAACGGCGCCAUUACCACUCACCAGAAAUGAGGCAAUCCAGAAUGUUGAAAACCAUCAUGGCACCUGGACAUGACUUCCAAAAUCAGGCGCCGCUUAUGGCGUGCUGAUGGGAUGUGCAUCACAACCACUAAUUACUAGAUUGUCCAUCGUCUGCUUAGGUGCUACUUAAAGAUUGUUAAUUUAAAAAACAAAUAAUCUUCUAACUAAUGUUCGCCUGUCAUUGUCUCGCCAUGUCAAGCUAUGACUGUUCAACUCUGUAAAGGCUCAUCUGUUACCAUAACUUCCAUCAUUCUCUCCCUGUCAUAGCCACAUUCUUGUUUUGCAUCUACCAUAAAAUGGUCUUUUCUUCUGUUCUAUUUGCAUACUGCUCUUACAUUAACAUGGGUAUGGCGGUUUUGUAGAUUCCACAAGAAUGAAAGAAUGGGUAUUCCUUUUUUUGGUGCCCGAGGCUUUAGAGGUGCAUUAUUGGCACCAUUGCCACCGUCCUCGCACAGAGAUACACAUUACACUCACCCACUCUCCAUGUGCUUGCUCAGAAACAUCCUACAUCACUCGAGGUAACAUCUGUGCUCACAUUUGUCAUGUAGAUGUUUGGUUGCAUUUGUGAAUGUGCUGCUCAUUUUCCUGCACACAUGCACGACUGCUGGGAGAAGUGAAUGUUAGACGCAGUGCUAUGAUCACUGCCAACUUUCUGCAAACGUUUUGCAGUGCCUAGUUAAUUAUGGUGUGUUGCUUGUAAUCUUGACACGAACAUGAAAGCAGUAUUGUGUCUCCCUAAGUUUGGCAUGCAAAAGAGCGGUUCAUCUUUGGUGUCUGCAAUCGAACACCGAGUUAUAUCCGAAGGCGCAUGCUUUCUAAUGCCAACGGGUCGACACCGCAAAUAACGGUGGACUUUUCAAAUUUUCUGUACCUGCUUGCUCGCAUGUUGGAAGGCAGCUUGCUCUUGCGCGUCAGCCUCAGUUUCUUUUUUUUCUUUGUUGGAUCCACAGCUCAUGGGUGUAAUUUUGGUUUGCCGCUUAACAAACCAGGCUGAAGAGUGUGCCACAAAGUUUGCAUCACGAUGCAAGAGGUGUGAAAAGUGGCACUUCGUGCCCUGUUCCCAGUGUCAUAUAACUGCAUGAGUUAUGUCCAUGGCUGCACUAGUGUCUAUACUGUGAGAAGGCUUAGUGCAGCUUUACUGUAUGAGUGCUUAAUAUCAAAGAGCAGUGCAAUUGUUGUUUCUUCGUGUGUAGGUGUAACAUAGUGACGGGAACUUGUUUUCCCAUGCACAGGUGUGUGAAACGUUGCCCUCACAUAUAAUUUUGUAUGUGAUGUAUAGGGCAGCCGCAAAUACUGCAGAAUAAUGCACUAUGGAAGGCGGCAUCGUUUUUGACGUUUGCUGCAAGAUGCUGCCAUCUGUUCUUCUGGCUCUUGACAUUAGCAUCUUGCAUAACACCAAGUACAGUCUAUUCCUUUUGAGACGACAAAGAUUGAAGAAACCACGGAAAUCUGUUCCUCUUAGAAGUUUGGCCUAACGGAAGUGCACUGAACACGUGCUGAACAGAUUUCGCUGAACUGCUCAACAUACUUGGGAAUUCAGUUUAACAGGGUUUGUUUUAAAGAGAGCUCACUUUAGUGUUCAAGACAGGGUCACUUUAUGUUGCAUGCUCAUGUGCUGUUGCUAGGUGACGAAACUGGUCAUCUGAUGUGGCCCUUUUUUUAUUCCUGUCAUACUUCUACUUUCUUCUUGGGCUGCUUGAAGCUUCUUGUCACUUCUGCAGUACAAGUCAGCACGUUUUCUGUAUACAAACUGAAAAACUGUAGUGCUAUUGAAAAGCGCAGGUUUUGGUAUAGUUCAGAUGAAAGAAUUUGCCACAGGAAUGGGCAAAGUGCUUGGACUUGGCGAUCUUUUUGUCUCACCCUGAGAACUUAUUGCUCACUGUUUAAAAUGGUACUGUGUGCAUUCAGAAUUCAAGAGAAGUAAAACCUGUUAUGGCCAUGGGUUAUCUGUAGUUGAUCUGGGUGAAGCAUAAUGAACAGUGACCUCUUACUAUAUGUAGUUGCCAAUGGGUGGAGCAGCAAGUUCAUGACAAGCCAUUUGUAUUGAAGGAGAGCUCUUCCUUUGGUGGAGAAUUUAUUUAAUUAGAGCUGGAUAUUUGGUGAAGCGAAAGCUCUUUUGUGUGGUCAGUGUUCAUCUGUAACUGCAGAGGCGAUGAGGUUGUUUGAAGUCAUCGUAGUAGUAAUUCAGGAAGGAAAUGCCAAUCUGGUGGCUGUUGCUAUAGCAUUUCUGAAAGAUAAUUUAUGUGCCACAAUUUGAAGGCAUUUGAAACUCCAUGCUGUUCUGCUGCUGUGCCUCUGAAAUGGAAGCCUAUUUUCACAUUUUGUGUUCAACAUUGGCUGUUGGUUUCAACUUGAACUGUGGCCGUUACUAUAACGUUUUGUUAAACUAAUGACUUGAUAGCAUGACGGUAUACUGCAUGAUUGUGCUGCUAACAUGACACACACAGGAACACGGACACAUAAAAACGAAAUGGACACAGACCUUGCGCAACUCUGUGUCCAAUUCCUAUUUAAGGGCCGUGUCCAUUUUGUGUUCGUGCCCCUGUUUGCAUGCCAUGCUAGCAGCACAACCAUGCACCAUACAGUUAUGCCAUGUCAUCUAACCCCUGACGAAGCACUUGUGAAUUUUAAUUGCGUAUGUCCUGCAGUGAGGACUCUUAAGUAGGUAUAGACAGCAUCAUAUAUUGCACCCCACAUCCUAUACUACUCAUUUCCGAACAUGGCAAUACUUAACUGGCUCACAAAUGGACAUUUCUCUCAAAAUUUCCUACUGCAGUGGCAAAUUGUGGUUUUAUUUCUUGUUCCUGUCUUGUUUUUAUUUAUUGUUUUUUAUUUCCUUCAGUACAGAGGUGUGCUAUGUCGCUAAUACUGUAUUUAUUUGAUUACAAAGUGAGGGUGCAGUUGGGGGACCCCCUGCCCCCCCAGAAAAGUUAAGUAUUAACACUAGUAUAACGCAGUAUAGAGGAGCUGACGGAUUAUUUACACUCAACUGAGAUUGUCCAAAAUACUGUAUUACUAACACAGCCAAAACGCAAAAUGGCGACCAUCAUGAAACGGGGUGGAAGGGAGCUUCAACACACGGAGUGCGGGUUAUGCCCGAAUUUUUCCUUGUAAUAUGCGGCUUUACGGCAGCACGGUCUGCAAUGCCGUGAAGCCACACCAUAGGGGGAAAUUCGCGCUGCCGUGGAGCCACACCUAAAGGCAAAAUUCACAUAUAACCCGCACUCUGCUUUUUCUGUUCCUCCUAUAUAAGGCAGGGGUGAGCUCAUGGCUAAGGAUCCUAGGAAAAAAAUGUCGCCUCAUAGUCGGAUAAAUGCGGUAAAUAUAUUUCAGUAUAGUAGAAAUUUACCCUCUUGAUUGUGUCAAGAAAGCAUUCACGGAGGUAUUCAGAAGAAGUCUGUCUCAGGGGUGAUUAAAAUUUUGUUCCAUUUUUGAGCCACAACUUAAUUUAACGAAUGGUUUGCCCCCCUGAUGAAAGCACCUUUCUGAUGUUGUAUGCUCAAAUAAUACUACCGCAAUGCGGGCUUUCAGUUGAUGUGUUGAGGAAGAUAAAAAGGUGCAGUCGAUGCUGUUUAUGCCCCUGUGCAUGCAGUGUUUUAUUUUUAACACAUGCACAGCAUGCAGCAAGCAGGAAAAACAUUUGAACACUGUCAUAUUUGUGCAUAAACCUUGAUCAAAUGAAAGUAUGCAACCUCUUCUUGAAACAGUGUUGAAGGACAAAUUGUUCUGUUAGGUUGCCAUUAUAGCCAGGUUACGAUAAAAGGCAUUGCUUCCAGAGUUAAGUGUCUGGUAUUUUGGUAUCAUUUGGUGUUGUCUUUUUUUGUUCAGUUUGACCUUCCUUGCUGAAGCAGUAAUCUUCUGUCGUGGAAUAUCCUGACAUACAAUCGACUUGCAUUAAUUCAAACAUUUAGGGACAGCAGGUCUUUCUAACAAUUUUCCUAAUUCAAAUAAAGUAUAGUAUUUAUUGACUAUUGUACAAGCAUAUAAACCCACAAACCAGUGUACAAGAAUGAGUAUCUGGCCAUUUCUAGGUGCCGCGGUGCUGGAGGAGAGAGAAAUGCGUGCCAUGCAAAGGCUGGAUAUUCACACUGCAAACGCACCGCCGAGUCACUAGCACCUGCCAAAAUACACAGCUGCUUGAGCAUGAGGGCACACUUCCACUGUUUGUGCCUUAGAAAUGUCCCUUGACCAGCUGUUUCUUUUUCCAUGUUGCUCUGUGCAUGGAGCAGGUCAGACGUUGCCAUUGACCAAAAGCCUUGUUAAAAAAUUAAGUGGUUUCAAACUGCAUUGAAGACGUCAGUGAAUCCCAAAAAUGAGAAGUUUUGUGAAACUUUUAGCAGCUUCAAAUCAUGGACAACGCUGCCAGUAUUGCCCGGCUUAUUUUAUUUCAUUAAUUUCUCAUGACUGCCUCGUGCACUGUGAAACAGUGCAGUGAGGGCUGCACCACACUUCAGUGCAUUGAGCAAGGAAGGCUUCCGUAAAUGUAAUGAAGUACUUGCGAGGCACUGAAGGUCUUAUGCAGAAAGCAGACACGAUAGGAACACUAAGUGCAUCAAAGACUGCUGAAAAAAAUUUUGAGAUUUGUUCAAGUUUAGCUGCCAUUUUGAAUUAUCUGGGUUCGAAUUAUUUUGGGUCGACCCAUAGGUAAAGUACAGCCAGUGUGGGCUGUCACCAUUUUCUGUGGCAAGUGAGUAAAACAGCUUUUCUCCCAGCUCCAUUGUUCCCUCAAUCUUGUUCUCGCUCUUGUUGAACGAAAUUGGGCAUGAAUGUAUUCGCAUCUGACUGUACCAUGCCAGGUUUUGCUUCAAAGUCUGUCAAAGUGAAGUACAAAAAAAAACAAUAACCUUACAACCUCCAGCUGCUUGUUUAGUACUAAGUGUCUUGGGCAUCGCACGUCAGAAAUGUGCUAUUUUCUUGAUUACUUCACUUGUGUGCCAGCAAUUUCCCUACGGGAGUGAACAUAUAUGUUUUUACGUGAAAGUGCAUUUUUGUGCUUAAAGAAAAAGUGUACAUAGUAGGGAGAGUCAUUUGUAGAGUCAUCUGUGUCAUUUUGUUUCGUUGUAAUUAACUACUACUACUACUCGUUGUCAAGAGGCUGCUACAGACUUUUGUUAUAAAAGCCAAGUAUCUUUUGCAGGCUAGUUACAUAGCCAGUCAUCUUUUUUUUUUCUCCUGUUGCAUUAAUUUCGUGUCCAUAAUUGUGCUGUGUGUUAUUGCGUGUUGACGUUAUGCUUGUUACAUGUGUGGAAACUAUGUACAUACAUAAUUGUGCUUGUUCUCUUGGUGGAGCAGAGCUAUUUGCAACAGAUCUGGGCAUGCUAGGCUGACAAAAUGGCGGCUGUAUUUGUGCGCCUGUCAUAGCAGUGAAAAAAAAAUUGCUUAGGGAUCAACUGGAGAACAUGGUGCAACAUCAACAUGUAGAAUGGUAAAGUAGCUAGGACUGGUGGAAAGAUUCUGCGUAAGAGCCAUUACCUAAGGCAGAAACAUAAAAUGAAUAUCGAUGUCAUAUCCAGGGAGUGUAGUUUUGACAGUAGCCAUUGGUUGCAAAUUGCUUGUCGCGUCGUCUCGUAAAAAACCUGCGACAUUUGUCUGCGUCAAGUUCAUCAUUUGUCAAGACGUAGUCAAGCAAGACGUAAUGUAGUCAAGUCUUUGAUAGUAUGUGGCAAAGGUUUGAGAGUGAUGAGGGCGCCAACGGUGCAGUGAUUACUUGGCGCAUGCCACUAAGUCCAGCAAAAAUCUAUCUUUUUUGCAGUGGAGUCCAAAGAUUGUGCAGGCACCAAAAGUACAUUUAAAGUAAAUGAGAUUGUGCUGAAGAUUCGUAGAUUGUACGUAUCACAAUGAAUGAAAUUUGUGGUUACUUGCCUGUGUAACUUAACAAAGUUUGCAAUUAUCCAGCUGUCUUUUUACGUUUCGUGAAGUUAUUUACAUAAAAAAAGAGAAGACGCGCUAACCUACCGCCCUCCCCCCCCCCCCUCUCCUAGCAUGCUAUAAUCUCGCUGCUCCCCCCUUGUGCACGAGAGAAGUCAGUGUGCAUCCUCCCAGCGCGUGCGAGAAGAUGCCAUGCCUCGAGCAACCAUCCUUCUCGGUUUACCCUCGCAUGCUUUCCAUCGCACCUACAGCAUAUGGGACAUGGCUGCGCUCUUAAUGCACUUGGACUUUAUACAUGACUUUGCGGCGACGGAAGAUAUUCGCCUGGAGUGUCCGUAUAAUUUCUAUCACAGUGAGACAAGCGCAUCUCUAAUGGGCUCACAGAAAUAUUACAGUGGGUUGUGUCAUCAAGAUGCUAUGCAAAGGGCAUCUCAAGAUGCACUGCCAUGACGGGCGCACAGAUUUCUUCAGAACACUAUAGUUGACAAGUCCCGCCUUUUCCUUUUGUGUUUUUCUUUUCUGUGUUUUUUAAUGUUUUGACACUGCGUCCUUUUGCGCAGAGCAACUCCAAUAGAAUUGUUAAGCCGGUGCGUUGAGACAGUCAUUGUUGGUUUUGCACAGAUUUGUUGACUCUCUGUGCAAUAUUGUUAGUAGUGUUGAUGUUAGCUGAAGUUGAACAUUCUUCAGAGCAGUUAUUGUAGGUGAUUGUUGGUGCCCAGCAUUGCCACGGCAUAUUUCUUUGCAUUGUUGAAAUCGUUGUGCGCUUUUGAUUGUUGUUGGUCGCUGCGUGAUCUUUGUUCGCUGAUCUCUGUCGUGAGGCACACCUAAAAAGAAAAAAACGUACAUAGGUGUGUUAUGUACAGAAUAUUGGGAAAAUGCACGCUCGUUCAAUUUUCUCACGUGCUAGCAUACAUUAUAGUUGAUCAUGUGUUCACAAGUCCCACUUGCCUUCAUAAAUCUAAUUUUUUUGGUCAUGCUGUGACAAGAUUGUGUAAAAAUAUGUUGUCAAGAAUUUCGCGAUGAAUAUUAUCAGAGUGACAUAGCUGGGUGUGCUGAUGUGCGAGCUCUCUUGCAUUAGGAGUGUUUGGAAUGCUGUUCCCACUAGUGGAAUACUGUGGCUGAUUUUCUAAGUGAAAGGGAUCCUCGAGAAGAACGGCAAUAAAGGAUGUUAGUGUUCACAG